AUGCAGAAUGUCUCCCCGCCGCGGAGCACUCACUCACACGCUGCAGGAGAGAAGCUUGAGGGUGAGGGACUAACGGCCUCACCUGCCAUGGUGGAAGGGCCGGUUCCCCCCCGUGAGCCCUUCCUUUCAGACAUGGGGACACUGCGCUGGCUGCCCGGAUGCCUGGGUCCCUUCCUUGUCACUCUCCUCCUCGGAUCCCCUAGCCCAGUGGCCUCCUCCAACGUCCACUCCUGCCCGUGCACCCAAGGGUGCUGCCCCGCCGGCUGGUACCAGUACCGUGACUCCUGCUACCACCCGGUGACAGCCACCAAAGGGUGGUGGAAAGCCGAGACGGACUGCAGGGACCUGGCGGAGGGCGCCCACCUGGCAUCCGUGCACAGCGCCGAGGAGAACGACUUCAUCUAUCAGCUCAUGGGUACCCCCCACAACUACGAGAGAAAGGAAGCCUAUUGGCUCGGGGGUCGCCGUGACUCCCAGGGCGAGGGCUCCUGGCGCUGGACGGACGGCUCGGCCUGGCACUAUCACAACUUCAGGGACAGCAAGCCGGACAGGACCACCGCGGAGGAGUUUGUGGCCACCUGGAAGUUUGAUCAAGAUACAAUCACCUGGAAUAACUACGAGGCCUCCUGGCAGUUCAUGUCCGUCUGCAAGCGCUCGCUGGACUGA
Molecule: messenger RNA, 666 nt
Organism: Gopherus evgoodei (Goodes thornscrub tortoise)
Lineage: Eukaryota; Metazoa; Chordata; Testudines; Testudinidae
Product: snaclec alboaggregin-A subunit alpha-like
Exons: 6
Coding region: 1-666 (221 amino acids)
Source: RefSeq, a predicted model, not a curated record